AUCAGCUGAUUGUCAGCAAUUGUCAGUGGGGGACAAAAAAAAAAGUAAAUAAAUAAAUAAAAAAAAAUAACGACAUAAGAAGGGAUAUAAAAUUAUAAAAUUCCAAUGUAUCUGCACACAAAGGAAAAUAAUAAAAAUCAUAACCAGCUGUUUGUGUUUUAAUCUGAUUUUUAUGGAUUAUUUAUAAUGAAACUAAUUAAAAAAUAAAUUAAUUCAAAUGAUUAAUAGAGUAUUUAGUUUUAUUUAGUUUUAUUUGACACAACGAGAUGCUUGGAUAUCUCUUUGGCUAUCAAAAAUCAUUUAGAGUAAUAAUUUUAAGUUGAUAGCAAAAAAACACCAAGAUAAAUAAAGUUCAUUUCCUUGGUGUUGAUUCGGGGGCCACUGAGUCAUAUCUAAGAUGGCAUACUCGGUUAAUCAAAGGCCUUUAUUGGGUCUUGAAAAUGACAGCGAAUUUGAUGAUGACAUUGAACCUGAUUUUGACAAUGCAACAGUAUCAAUUCAAGAUAAAAAAUUAUUACUAAAUAAUCAACCAAAAGAUAGAUUUAAUUUUGCUUAUAUUGUUUUUUAUCUUCUUGGCAUCAACACAAUGGUACCAUGGAAUUUUUUCAUGACUGCAAAUGAUUAUUGGAUGUAUAAAUUUCGUGAAAUACAUGAAAAUAAUACUGGCCAUGAUCAUUAUUCACACAUGGAAAUAAUGGCCAACAAAACAGAGCUACAAGCAAGUUUUACAUCUUACCUAAAUGUUGCGAGUGCAGUUCCAAGUUUAUGUUUUUUAAUUCUCAAUGCAUUUCUUUGUGAUUGGAUAUCAAUGAAAACAAGAAUGAUAACAUCACAAUUAAUGAUACUGUUGUUAUUCCUAUUGACAACUUCAUUUGUUAAAAUAAACACAGACAAAUGGCAAGAUGAUUUUUUGAUAAUAACACUUGUAACUGUUGCAAUUGUCAGUGCUUUGAGUUCAAUAUUUGGUGGUACAUUAUUUGGUAUUGUUGGACGUUUUUCACCAAAAUACAUAACAGCAAUGUCAGGUGGACAAGCAUUGAGUGGUAUUGUAACAACAAUUGUUGCAAUAACAUCAAUAUGGAUUGGUGCUAGUCCAGUUAUUUCUGGACUUGUUUAUUUUGCAAUUGGUGAUGUUGUUAUACUUUGUUCAUUUAUUGCAUAUUUAUUUCUUGAUAAACAAGAAUUUUUUAAAUAUCACAUGAAAGAAGAUAUGUGUAUUCAACAGCCAAAUUUUUCAUUGAAUAAUGAAGUUAGCUUUGUCGAAGGCCACAGAGUAUCAUUUAAAAAAAUUCUAAUUAAAAUAUGGCCAUAUGGAUUUAGUAUGUUUAUGGUUUUUUUUGUUUCAAUGUCAGUUUAUCCAGCUGUUACUGUUUUGGUUGAAAGUCAAGACAAAGGAAAACAUAAUCCAUGGAAUGAUGUUUAUUUUGUACCUGUUGUUACAUUUCUUGUAUUUAGCUGUGGGGAUUAUGCUGGUCGUUUGCUGUCUGGUUUUUUUCUCUGGCCAAAAAGAAAACCUUGGCUUGUUGUGCUGUUAUCAAUAUUGAGAAUAUUAUUUAUUCCUGCAUUUUUAUUUUGCAAUGUACAACCUCGUAAGAAUUUACCAGUUUAUAUAACAAGUGAUAUUUAUUAUAUUAUUCUUACUGUUUUAUUUGCAAUUGGUAAUGGAUAUUUAUGCAAUAUUUCAUUUGUACUUGCUCCUACAAUGGUAGAACAGCAAGAUCAAGAAGUUGCUGCUGCAAUGAUGGGUGCUUUUCUUGGCUUAGGUCUUACAUUUGGGUCAGCGAUAAGUCUUAUUUUUGUUAAAAUAAUUUAGCACAAUUUACUGUAAUAAUAAACAUAUACUAAAUUUUAUAAUUAUACUUAUUAUUUUUUGUAAAAAUAUAUUAUUUUUUUAGAUAAAAAUUUUUAAUAUUAUAUUCUAUUAUUAAUUUUAAUAUUUAUUUUCAAUUAUAAUAAAUAAUAAUUGUUAAAAGUAAGGCAGUUGUUGGUUUGUAAUAAUUAUUAAUUACUUACUUCCUGGGACAAUUGCAGCUAGCUAAAUAAAUAAAUAAAAAUUGCAAAAUUAUCUAGUCACCAGUGUCAAUGUUACAUUAAAAAAAGCACCACAACAAUCAACAAAAAUCUGUAAAAAUAAAA
Aphidius gifuensis is the source of this 2136-nucleotide messenger RNA. RefSeq names its product equilibrative nucleoside transporter 3-like (gene Ent1). Gene Ontology annotation, biological process: nucleoside transmembrane transport. Bases 398 to 1813 code for a protein of 471 amino acids. NCBI's taxonomy places the organism in Eukaryota, Metazoa, Arthropoda, Insecta, Hymenoptera, Braconidae. The transcript has 9 exons. The record is from RefSeq and is a predicted model, not a curated record. Gene Ontology annotation, cellular component: plasma membrane. Gene Ontology annotation, molecular function: nucleoside transmembrane transporter activity.